Sesamum indicum (sesame) is the source of this 1654-nucleotide messenger RNA. RefSeq lists its product as uncharacterized. The record is from RefSeq and is a predicted model, not a curated record. Gene Ontology annotation, cellular component: mitochondrial large ribosomal subunit. Gene Ontology annotation, molecular function: structural constituent of ribosome. NCBI's taxonomy places the organism in Eukaryota, Viridiplantae, Streptophyta, Magnoliopsida, Lamiales, Pedaliaceae. Gene Ontology annotation, biological process: translation.
UAUAUCUGUGUGUGUAUAAGUUGGAGGUCAUCACAAGAUUCCAACCCAUAUUUCACGCUCCCUCUCCCCAUCUUUUCUUCCUUGAAACCCUAGAUCUCGAUAAACAACUCCCCCUCUGCAAUCAACUUUAUCAUCAGGAAAGCCUCUAACCAGUUAGUCUCUAUCUAUUUCUCUCUCUCAGAUCAUCUUCUUCUCCUUUCUGAUCUUUCGUUACGCCUGAAGGUCGAGGACCGUGCCUGCUGCUUGAGAUCCGAUUAAGGUGCGGAUGCAUGGUCAGUGUUUAAUGAAAUGCCUGAGAAAGAUAUUGUUUCAUGGACAAGUUUAAUUUCAGGGCUUGUCUCGCAAUAUAGUUACCGUGAUGCCCUUUAUUUAUUCAAAACGUUAUUGUCUGAUGAUUGUCAACCACAGCCUAAUGAUGUUACUGUCGUCUCUACAAUGUCUACUUGUGCUAGUUUAGGUUCUAUGGACCUUACCAAAUGCUUUCAUGCAUUACUUGGCAAGGCUGGAUGGCUUGAACUUGAUGUUUCCGUUGUUAAUUCACUAAUAGACGCCUAUGCAAAAUGUGGAGAUUUGUGCUGUGCUAGAAAAGUGUUCGAAGACAUUGAAAAUAUUCUUUCGGCAUGUGCACAUUCUGGACUGGUUGAAGAAGGUUUAUACAUUUUUGAGUUGAUGAGUACAAAAUAUGGGAUUCAGCCUGAUCUUCGGCAUUACGGAUGCAUUGUUGACCUAUUAGCAAGAGCUGGGAUGGUUUAUCGAGCUUAUAAUAUUGUUGAAAACAUGCCGAUGGAACCUAAUUUGGCUGUAUUGGGAUCUUUACUAAGUGGUUGUAGGCUUCACAAUAACUUGGAGUUUGGUGAAGCUGUUUUGAGAAAGAUUGAGUUAUUGAAAGAUAAGAGAAAAUUUGACAGAAGGAAAGCUGAAGAAAGUGGUAGUAAGAAAAUGGCGCUAGGGCUGAUACUGGGAAUAGGGAGAGCAUUCAGAAGGAAGCGAACUUCGUCGCUCGAUAUUUUGACUUCGAAGAGGAGUCCUCGAGGCUUUUACAAGGGCAAUAAUUGCAAGCCAACUGGUUUUCAUACUCGCAAAGGUGGUUAUGUGGUGGUGCCUGAGAAGUUGCCAAAGUAUGUCGUGCCAGAUUUAACUGACUUCAAGCUGAAACCAUACGUAUCUCAGUGCGCAAGACAGGCAGCUGAUUCGGCUAAAUGAAAGGGCUCAGUAGAGAUAAUAUGCUUUGAUGGCAUACCUGAUGAGAUAGCUCUUCAUUACCCCUAACCCCUCCAUUUGGUUGGUGAAUAUUGAUCAUUGUCUGCUCACCUUUGACAUGUUUAACUCAUAACGUUGUGUCCUACCGCAUGGCAAGAUGCUUGAGAAGUCGUUGCGUUACUUGGUUGUUACAUUUAGAGGGUUUGAUGAGAAAUUGCAUUUCCAAGAUAUAACCUGUUCUUUCCAUUGAAACUUUUGGCUCAUCUGGAUGGUUUUCUCUUCAAAAGUGUGGUUUCUUAAUUAUGUUCAAGAACUGAACUCAAAACAUUGAGCACUCGUCAAACAAUGCGUACGCAUCACAUGUUCGAUGGUGAGUAAUUGUCGAUUAAAUUCAUGUCAUAUCCGGUGGUUUGAAAUUUAUGGAAUACCUUCUUUCAGUAGAGUCCUUAUGAAA